Phytophthora sojae is the source of this 663-nucleotide messenger RNA. RefSeq lists its product as hypothetical. Bases 1 to 663 code for a protein of 220 amino acids. NCBI's taxonomy places the organism in Eukaryota, Oomycota, Peronosporomycetes, Peronosporales, Peronosporaceae. The transcript has a single exon. The record is from RefSeq and is a predicted model, not a curated record.
AUGGUGCGCGUGCCCGGAUCUUUGAGUGACUCGGGCUUUCACCGUGAGUCCCUCCAAGAGUAUGCGCAAGCCGAGUUUGGACAAGGGAAUGAAGCGUCUACAGAGAUCGGAUCGGCGUCGACGCCGCUGAAACAUGAUCGAUCCGCGGAUCGGCAGAGCCUAGGGAGGAGCUCUACCGACGGAACAGAGGAAGGCCCGGCAACGGACCUAGAAGAAAAGCCUCAACCUCCUCCCCAGAUCCCCUCGGGGACCCCCGCAGGGCACGAUGCGAAUCGUGGCCUGCCGGACGAAAGUCCACCGGCGCAAGCCGGAACCCAACCACCCAGCGCUAGAUCGACCAAGAAGAAGCCAGCAAGAUCGAAGUCGUCGCGGAAGAAGAUGAAGGCUCCAGACUCCGAUGCUGACGAUCGAGCCGAUCUCACACUAACCGUGGCUGAGGAUCAACUCGCUGUAACGUACUACAAGAAGGAGUUGCACGCUUUCCUGCUUCAGGACGAUGUGAUGAAGCUCCUCCGGCCAAGCUCCUCGGCGAUCUUGCGGGACCGGUGUCACAGCCGACCCCUGGAUCGGACAAGUUGGAUGCCGUUCAGACGCUGCUACGGCUCUUCAAGGAAGUUGGUAUCAUCGCAGGAGUGCUGGAUGCGGAAAGCCUGUUCGAUCUGA